UGUGUUUGAAUUGGUCAUGUGAAAGUUGCUAUAAAAGGGAGACCAGGAUAAUCAUCAGUUCACUUUGUUUUCACGGGGCUGCUGAGCCAAGAUGAAGGUCAUUGCUCUCUUGGCACUUUGUGUGACCCUGUUCGGCCAGGGAUACAGCAACUCCCUGGACUCGUGUCGGGGUCGGUGUGGUUACGGGACAGACAAUAGUUUCUCCUGUCAGUGUAACCCAUCCUGUGAGCGCUUCGGAGAUUGUUGUUCCGAUUAUGUCGAACUAUGUGAAGCUGGAGCCACAUCUUGCAAAGGCAGAUGUGGGGAGAAAUACAAUUCUCAGAACAAGUGCCACUGCAACUCCAAGUGCGCCCAGUACAAAAACUGCUGCAGCGACUACACCGACCUCUGUGACAGUGAUGGGGGAGGUGGUGGCGCUGGAGGUGCUGUGAUCACUGAUGCUGAGAUCAAGGCCGUCUCUGAGACACUUUUUGCUCUGGACUCGAACAAGGCUUCAGCCUCAGAGUUGAUUAUUGACCCUCAGGCUUUGGUGCACGACUCUCAGACAAGCUCGCAGAAAGAUCUCUCCUCUAGGCCCUUGUUCCGCUACCUGGACGAAGGGACUCUUUUCUCCAGACCCACGUAUGCAGCUCUCCUGUCUGUGCUGGACAACUACCACAGGAUGACUGGACAGGCGGAGGACUUCAGCCCUCAGCAGCUUGCUGAGCAGGAGGCUUUCAUCAAGGAGGCCAUGUCCAACACUGAGCUGGGCCGGGAGCUGUUUGCCUUCCUUUACACAAAGGGUGUCUAUGCGUCCGAGGAAGAGUUCAUUCAGGAUCUGAAGAUGAUGUGGUUUGGUCUGUACUCCCGCAACAACAAAAAAAUGGACUCUAGUGGCUUUGAACACAUCUUUGCAGGAGAGGUCAAGGGAGGAAAGGUGUCCGGGUUCCACAACUGGAUCCAGUUUUAUCUUCUUGAAAAAAGAGGACAACUGAACUACUACAGCCACAGCUUCGAUGGGCCUUGGACGACCUACCCUGAUGUCAUGGGGAUGCAGUUCAAGUGGGAAGGCUACUUUAAGCAGGUCGGAUCUGCAGUCAUUGGCUGCAGCCCUGAAUUUGAUUUUGCCAUUUACAGCCUCUGUUACAUCACUCGCCCUGGGAAACAGUGUCGCCUUAGCCUGGGAGGAAAGGAGCUCAUUAUCCAAACCUACACCUGGGAUAAUUCUUUCUAUGGUAAUGGAAAGAAGUUCAUUGGCUCUGCCUUCCCUGCAACCCCUAGGAACUGAAGCUGCCACCUGCAAAACAAUAGGCAACUUAAAGAGCAGUCUACCUCUCAUUCAUUAGAAAAUUAUAUAAAUGCUUUGAAAUAAUAUAACCAACAGAAGCACCUAUCUCAGUGAGAGGUGUCAAUAAAUACAUACCACAAUUUGUCUUCUCAAAAGUUAAACGGUAUGAAUAAAGUUAUUCAAAACAUUCUGGUAA
Molecule: messenger RNA, 1463 nt
Organism: Scophthalmus maximus (turbot)
Lineage: Eukaryota; Metazoa; Chordata; Actinopteri; Pleuronectiformes; Scophthalmidae
Gene: endou
Product: endonuclease, polyU-specific
Exons: 9
Coding region: 92-1267 (391 amino acids)
Biological process (GO): immune response
Molecular function (GO): polysaccharide binding; scavenger receptor activity; RNA endonuclease activity
Source: RefSeq, a predicted model, not a curated record